UUCAUAUUCUCCAAAUCCAAAAGUGUAAAACGGAGCGAAACGCUAAGAUAGUUGUUUAUUCUUGGAGUUAUCUUAGUUAUUCUUGCUUAGUGAAGUGAAGAGAAAACCAGGUCAAAAUGCCUUCGAUGAGAGUGGAGGGUGACAGUGAUGGCGACGGCGAUUUGUCUGGAGGUGAUACAGAAAGAUCUGGGGGUUCCUCCAGGGGUCCUGAUCGAGACUCCAGUGCUGAGGAAGCAGAUGAACCGGAUUCCGAUGACUCCUCAGAGAUGGAUGAGGGCGAGUGUGAGCGCAGAAGGAACGAAUGCCUGGACAAUCUCGCAAACCUAGAACGACAGUUCACCGUUCUAAGAGAGCAGCUGUACAAUGAAAGAGUGAAGCAUGUGGAGUACCAGCUGGCUGAAGUUCGUGGAGGACGCUCGCAAGAGUACCUCGGUCCUCUGAGGUCUCUACAGGAGAAUAUGAGGAUUAGGAUCGAGGUGGCGGGUGUGCUGAAGCAGAUGCGGAUAGAGAACAUCAAACACAAGUACGAGGCGGAGGAGCAGGCUGCGCAUCAGCAUUUCAAGAGCGAGAAAUGGCUGACGUACGAGUCGAUGCGCGAAGAGUUCCUUGAGAAAAUAAGAAAGUUAGAGGAGGAACGGCAGACGGUAGACCUCUGGUCGACGGGAGCGGAAUGGGGCAAACGCAGGAGAAAGAGACAGGUCACUGUAACCCCCCCUUACGUAGUGUACAUGUUACCCGACGCAGACAUCAUGGAAGACUGGCGACUAGUUCGGAAACUUCUGGAAAAGUCUGACUGAUAUUCGCAGACCCCGAGAGGGCCCCCGGCUUUCUUAUGACAGCACGUCCCCUCCCGACCUGUGUUCGCAAAGCCCUUUGCUGUAAAGAAACAUUAAAUUGGUAUGUGUAUUAACUACAAAGACUUUUUGAACAUACAAAUGCCUUGUCUUAGGUUGAACAUUUUAUUAUGCACUGGCUUACAAAACCAAGUACAAUCAAAGAGCGUAAGUGCAGUCAAUGAGCCCAGCAAAUUGUUUGUAAACAGUGGUGAAAUUAUGAACCAUUAGUUGUCGUAAUUAUAAAAUUUAUGUUUUUGUAGGUGUUUUUGGUCUAUUACAGAAAAGACAUGUAA
Messenger RNA from Pectinophora gossypiella (pink bollworm), 1129 nucleotides. It is a transcript of the gene Brms1, whose product is annotated as breast cancer metastasis-suppressor 1-like protein. The transcript is spliced from 4 exons. NCBI's taxonomy places the organism in Eukaryota, Metazoa, Arthropoda, Insecta, Lepidoptera, Gelechiidae. The record is from RefSeq and is a predicted model, not a curated record. Gene Ontology annotation, biological process: negative regulation of transcription by RNA polymerase II. Gene Ontology annotation, cellular component: Sin3-type complex. Gene Ontology annotation, molecular function: histone deacetylase binding. The coding region runs from base 117 to 797 and encodes 226 amino acids.